AUGCCGACAAUCAUUCAGUAGUUUCAUAUUUCUAUGAAAUAUAGAAUUUGGCAACAAAGUAUAUUGCAAGGAGUUUACGAUGCUUUGAAGGAGAUCCUAGACUCUGUUUUGAAGGACUAAUGUUAGUCUGGCACUUCAUGAUCAACUGUAGAGGUGAUGUUGCUUUUGGGGAGGGCGGGUAUCAUGCGAAGCUAACUGUAAGCUUGUGAGUUGCUUGUGAUUGUACAGGGAAAGGGAUGGCUCUAUCCCACAUUCUGCUAACUCACAUGGUUCAUAAGUAGGGAACUGAAACCAGGUCUUGAGAUCACGUGAUGUUCCUUUGAUUAUAUUGUCACAUGGCAAUUUAAACCUGAAAUUGAUAGCCGCGGCACUGAUUUGAGCUUCAUGUACUGCAUGCCUGCAUGCCUGGAGGACAAGGAUGGACGGUUUUACCAACUAACCGCUGUCACGUCCGUAUCCUUCCCUUUCUCCUUUCAUUGUGAAACAACUCUCUGUUACGCAUGCUGCUCCUGGACUCCCUUGCAGUUUUAUUAGGGGAGUCUUCUUCUGCUUUUCUCAAUCAUUUCCUUGGGGUUGCAUCCACCUCAAAUUUUGGAUAUCACUUAGUUCAAACGGUGAACCUUACAAGGAUCAAUAACCAUUGUACAUAGAACAGGUUAUAAUGUUGUCACUCUCUCAGUAGGUUGGUGGAUUCAGAGCUGAAUAAGCUCUUCAUAAUGGAGUGAACUCUUUGUGGUAUUAAUGGAAACACCAACCAUCUUUAGCAAUCUGCAACUCGACACCAUGGCGAAGAUGAUCAAAAUGGCUAUCUCGUAGGUAAUUAGUCGACGACGGAGUCUGAUGGCAGCAAAUUAAUAGGAAAGCGGCACAGGCCCAUCUCUUCGGCCGGAAUGAAAAUGCGACGUUCAAGACAGAGGAAGGGAAAAUCAGGAAGCAAACAGGUAGGAACCUUGAAUGUUUCUAGGGCGUCUUCUGGCCCUAGGUAUGAAGUUUUCACGAUCCCCACCCCAAGAGGUUAUCUGUCCAAAGGAGCUUCUGAAAGUAAUAUGGAAACGAGCCUCACCGAUCGAAAGAGGCCUGCCAGCAACCCAGAGCACGUAGGGGCGCCCACUUCGUUUGGGACUCCUCAGCAUGUUGUCGUUGGGCAAUGCUACAGUGAUUGCUCUCAUGAUUCCCAGCGCUCCCUAGAUGGAGACGUGUGUUCUGCCAGACCUGGAGUGAAACACAUUAUGGUUAGAUUGUCUGGCCUAAUCCCCAGUCUAUCUCCAGCUACCACUUCAGAAGUGCCUUUUUCCAUCAAUUGUGGCGGGCGAACAAAGAUAAUGGGGACAGAAUCUGAACCUAAUCAGCAGAUGUUCACAGCUAUGCAGAGCAAUACCAUAUCAGGUUGCACAUCAAACGAGAAAAUUAAUCAUAAUACGAAUUGCACCCAUUUAGAAUUACAGUCUUCCUCUCAGAAAAUGACUGUCACACCGACUGUUAGAAUUCUUCACCAAGCUCUUCAAACCCCUGAUGAGAGGGUUUUGAUGGAGGAGAUCGCAGAAACGCAGAAACAUGAUAGAGCUGGUGCAGCUGUCUGUAGAGACGAAACAGGUGGCUCUAUUGCGAACCUUCCUCUACUUGACAAGAGUUGCUGUGCGCUGGAUUCCAGUAACGCACAGGCUAGGAGUGGGUUUGUACAAAUAGACCCUAUUUCUCGUCCAACCAAUUCCAACUGGCUCUAUCCCGCAGUUUUUCCAAUGAAUUAUCGACCUGUGAAUGGUUGCCACGGAUGUGGAGCCACCAGAUUCGCCCCUCCCUGCAUCUUCCAAAGAGAUUUCCCGAGGGUUGUUCAUUACUACGCAGAGCAUCCGACACUUAGCCAAAAGAGCCUCCAACGGAACAGAGUUGAACCACCGGCCUGUUGUGAAGGACUUGAUUUUGAAGGACUAUCAUCCGAAUCAAUCUAUGCCCCCACAAUGGAGCAAGACGAGGGGCAUGUAUAUGGAGCUCAAUACAUAAACAGAGACGACGUGUUGAUGUGUCCAGCUCCGUGGGUUUACGAAGGGAGAUUUUUUCCAGGUACUCCUGCAAUGGGAGUAAACUGGGUGUCAGAUUGUAUUAGUGAGGGCCAGCCAAGACAAAGCUCUAGCGAAAAGCUUGAAGAAAGCUACUCUCAUAAAAUACCAGACCCUGUGUAUCUCUCAGCUCACUGCAACACUUGUAGUACCGACUAUUCCCCUGAUCUGGAUGUCGAUACGCAACGGCAUCUUGAGGAGAAAAUCGGUCACGAAAUCUUGCUACUGAGUCAGAAGCUGGCGAAUCUGCAGGCCCAAUGUGGAACCCGGCGCCCCGUUCACAGCAACACCAAGCCUGCUGUUCUGAACCGCCCGCAAGCACCUCCCUUGGACGUCAAUAUGCGACGCACUCAAAGAGAUCCCAAGAGCGCGAGUUCUCGCACUUCAAGCAUUAGCCGAAGUAUUAGAUGUCAGGGCACAACCCAACCUCGGUCUGGAGCUUCUUCGUCCUCGAGGACCACUCGCAAGCAAGCUGCAGAGUCUAGGUUCAAGAUCGAAGAUAGAUUGCUUGAAGGUGGUAGAAUCAAGGGAGCUAAUUCGUCCACCCCUGCGCAAUCUUCAAGUAGAGGAAGCGACUCAGGGGCAUCAUCAUCAACAGCCACUUUCAAUGUUGAUAAGAACCAGCCACAUUCUCGAGAUGGCUCUGGUGGCCAUUCGUCCGAGAAUAGCACAACUGGUCCACGAGGAAGCGCAAUGCAUUGCGGAGUUCAUCAACAUGGAGCAAAUGAAGCUGUAGAUUCUGUGCAAGGACGUGUGCAAAACUUCAGAGAGGAUGGUGAAGAUGGAGCAAGUAACAAAGCCAGAUCCUUUUCGAGGGCUUACAUGAAAUGUGUACGAGGUAGAGGAGCUGCAGGAAUUCAUUUAGAGGAGUGCUCUUAUUCGGAUGAUAUGAAAGUGAAUCUGAGGAUUGGAGGAAUGAAUGUGCAAGGGCACCCAAACGGAAGCAAACAGUUUGAUUGGGAGAAGUUCCGGUUCCAAGGGACUGCCGGUUUACGUGGGAAUGAAGAAUUCGUUGAGGCAAUUGAUUCUCGAAUUCUACCUAAGUUGAACUCUCAGGUGGGGUUCGCAGAAGUACACGCUGAGACUUGGCUGUCGAAUGGGGGGACUUCCAUAUCAGUAAGCAAAUCGGCGCAACCUGGUGAAGGCAAUUCUCCUGCGGAGCUUGCAUGGACUUCAACAGAUGGGAAUGACAAACAGGAGUGCGAGAACAGAGGAAAGAGGCUGCCAGAUCGUCGCAUUGAGAACAGGCAUGCUACGAGUGGCAUGAGAGAUGCAGAUUCUCCCAAGGAAAUAUGCGGCUUGGACUCUAGAACAGCGCAUCAUUUGCUAAAGGCGGGAUUGAGAAGAAAACCUUACUUUUGGAAGACACCGAGGUUAGGGCCCGUUCCGCGCAUACUGAGGUUGAAGAAAAAGACGUUUGGAACUCGAAGUCCACGAAAGGAUUGUGGGAAGCGGUUGCGUAGAAGGACGUUGUUCGACUUAAACCUAAACUUGAAGACAAAUCUCAUGAGUGCAGGUGCUGCGCUUGAAGAAGGUGAUGAUGAGAACUCAGACAGUGGAAGCCAACCAUGGCAGCUGAUGGAGGAGGAAACAGGAGGUUCUGAAGAGACGGUGGAUGCGCAAUGUCAGCGUGAGGUUGCUGAUUACAAAGCUGAGUACGCGACGUUCGUAGAGAACACUGCCGUGAGGCUGCAUAAGAAUUCAGAAAACGAAGACUACACUUCAAUUAUCAACUUGCAAGCGUUAACGAGUGGUGCCCGUAGUAAAGUGAACGAAUUGAAGCUCUCGGAAGCACCGUUAGUGUGGCUAUCAAAACCUUCAUCUCAACCAGCGAAGAAAACGUAUAUUAAAUGUGUUGAGCUCGUAAUGGCAAUGAAGAAGAAGAACCGGCUCUGUAAGCUAAAUGGACGCAAGGCUUUCGGAGAUGGGUACUCUUACAGGAGGAUGGAUUGUUUGGUGGGGUCGAAGGAUAACGAUGGAAUGGAAAAAGAGCUUCACAAUAGGGCAGAUGGUAAUGGAGGUGGUGCUAGUCACAACACUGAGGGUGCUAAUGAAGAUCAAGUCAUCAGGGAGCCAGUGGAACCGCCAGAAACUUGUUGCUGGGAUACAGUUAACCGCAGAGACGUUAAGUUCUCGGGGUUUCAGAAUUUUCCGAGCGCCACGACGUUAGCGGAGGCUCGAGAGAUGAAACUAUUUGAAGACUCCCUGUUGCAGUCUGCGGAGCAAGAGGAAGCUCAUAGCUUGGCGAUCAAGGGACACUCAGAAAACACGUACAACUUGGCUUUUAUGACUAACUUGCACUGCGAUGAAGGGAUACCUCCUCCCUCGAAUCCAGAGUCUUCUAUUGUGGAUCAAGUUUCAAGUCUGGCGUCGGUGCUUUCACGAGUGAUGCCGAAGCAGAUGGACAGCAUGGAAGCUGAGCAGCUACGAGCUCGGUGGGAGGAGCUCAUCGAUGCUCUAGAGAAGGAAAGGCUUGGAUUGCCUAAGAUCAAAACAGGUGGUCGCAAGAUAGGAGUGACGACGCGGACCAACAGUCCGAGAGACUCGGGAAGUGUGAAGCGAAUUGCAGAGCAGAUGAAGAGCUUCGGAGCUACCACUCUGAAUCUGGAGAAAGAAGGUGUAAGCAUAAUCCAGAAAGAAAAAGACGGUCUUGAAGACGUGGGUAUAUCGAAAGAAAGGGCUCACUGGAACAAAGUUGAACAAAAACAAGCAGUUGUAUUUUAGAGGUGUCAUUAGUGAUGAGUUUUUUGUCCACCAUCUUCUGUGUUAAGUCUGUGUAGGUAGCUAUUCGUUUGUUAAAAUCUCAAUUUUUGCAAGGAAUCCUAAUGUGAGUCGUUUAGAAGGGCUUACAGGCCGUUCUCAUGCAGAGCAAUGGAGGGAUUGAGUGAUCGUAUUGUGCCAGAGAGGAUCUAGAUCUCUACUGCUUGAGGUCAUUUCAGAAAUUUUGGACUGCCCUACAAUUCAAGCCCUCCACUUGUAAACGGCCUUAAGGCGUUCAAAUUUUUAAGAGAGGAUUUUCGCAGUAAACCAAGAUUUGCCACGA
Molecule: messenger RNA, 5100 nt
Organism: Physcomitrium patens
Lineage: Eukaryota; Viridiplantae; Streptophyta; Bryopsida; Funariales; Funariaceae
Source: RefSeq, a predicted model, not a curated record